Dermacentor silvarum is the source of this 999-nucleotide messenger RNA. RefSeq lists its product as uncharacterized. Gene Ontology annotation, molecular function: ligand-gated monoatomic ion channel activity. Bases 6 to 857 code for a protein of 283 amino acids. NCBI's taxonomy places the organism in Eukaryota, Metazoa, Arthropoda, Arachnida, Ixodida, Ixodidae. Gene Ontology annotation, cellular component: membrane. The transcript has 4 exons. The record is from RefSeq and is a predicted model, not a curated record.
UGCGCAUGCCCCGAGGCUCGCCAGGACGGCUGAUUCUCGCCGCCUGGUGGCUGACCGUGCUUGUCCUGAUGAACGCCUUCACGGGACACAUGAAAGCCACCAUGAUGCUUUUUCCGGAACCGAAACGCAUCGACAGUUUCAAAGAUCUAUCCCAGCGCACCGAGAUUCGCCCUUUCCUUUGGAAAGGUGGAGCCUAUGAAAACCUGCUCAAGAAAUCCUUGGACGUCGAAGAGUACCGCAAGGUGUGGAACUUGAUUGUCACGCACGACGGCCUUCGAGAAGACAAGCACUUGUACGAUGAAGAGAAUCUCCGAGAGGUUUUGGAGGGAAAAGCGGUGAUCGUCAGCGACUACACCACCACGCUGUACCAAGCCUCGCAAACGUGCCGCCGCCGUCUUGCCGCCGGGAGCUACUACUUUGCAAAGGAGCCCACAUUUUCCACCAAGCUGUCCAUGGCAGUAAGCAGGAGUGUGGACCCGGCGCUUAUGCAGCUCAUGAACGAAAGAGCCAGCCGGUUGGUUGAAAGUGGAGUUAUCAAGGCGUGGAUGGAAACUCAGCUGGGUGACUGGCGGUCCUGCCUGUUGGCAAAGCGCGAGGAGACGUACAGCCCACUCUCGCUUUUCGAGGUGCAGUCCGUGUUCCUCGUGUAUCUUAUUUCCGCCGGCUUCUCCGUCGCCUUCUUCUUGGUCGAGAUCCUCGUAGGAGGUUGGAAGAACUCUGCUCCGAAAAGACGUCGGAUGCCCAUUGUAAUCCAUGUGACCUCAUCCUCCUCGACAACUAAUUAUCCUACGAGGAUCAGGGGCAUAAAAAUGUGGGCCUCACAAGCGAACGUAGCAAAAUGGAAAUGUGCGCAUUAAUUAUUCGAUGCAAAGCAAACCGCAAGACAACUUGCAAAAAAUUCGCACACGAAUUUGGCAAUGCUGCUUUCGCAAUAUUGCUGAAUCGGCCAGAAAAGCUUCGUACGCGACAACGACGUUCAAUAGCAAGAAAGGAGAGCAA